This is a messenger RNA of Egretta garzetta (little egret), 6501 nucleotides long. It is a transcript of the gene ART4, whose product is annotated as ADP-ribosyltransferase 4 (inactive) (Dombrock blood group). The record is from RefSeq and is a predicted model, not a curated record. The coding region runs from base 394 to 1299 and encodes 301 amino acids. Gene Ontology annotation, molecular function: NAD+-protein-arginine ADP-ribosyltransferase activity; NAD+ poly-ADP-ribosyltransferase activity. The transcript is spliced from 3 exons. NCBI's taxonomy places the organism in Eukaryota, Metazoa, Chordata, Aves, Pelecaniformes, Ardeidae.
UUUUAAGCUCUUGACCAGGGAGCCUCUGCCUCAUCCUGAUACAUCACUCCUCAGGAGAGAACUGCCUUAGACUUCACCAAGCCAGAGUUUUCCUCCUUUUUGCAAAAAACAAGAACACCAGAUCCCUUGGAAUUAAGAGAAGUAUCAAGGUGAAGGACACCUACACCAGCUGGAGUUGGCACAACCAGAUCCUUCCUUAUGGACUGUGGGCACACUUCUACCAGUAAACUGUUUGGUUUUAUUAACAACCUCUGAAUUGCUGUAAGAAUUUGGUGAAUGAUCUUUGGUUGAAGAAUCGUCGCCAAAACCUGAGUGCAAAUUGCAAACUGCAGAAUUUUCCAGUUCAAGAAAAAAGGGAAAGAAACAGAUGUAAAUAACCUCUGCUUGAGCUCCAUGUUCUUUACAGUGUCUUGGGUGGACUCUAGGAUGCCAGUGCUGCUGGCCAGCCUUCUGUUGCUGAUCUCCUUGCAAAGGCUGGCUCUGUCCAACCUCAUGAUGGAUAUGGCUCUGCAUUCCUUCGAUGACCAGUAUUUGGGGUGCAGAAAGCAGAUGAUGGAAGAACUGGAGAGAGGAGACUAUUUCCAAAAGGAAAUAGCUGCUAACAAGGACUAUUUGAGUCUCUGGAAGAAGGCUGAGGUGGCUUUGUUAAAGAGACCUGUAGGUCUCCUGAGGGAGAUGAGUGAGAGCCAUGCCAUAGCCCUCAUGGCUUACACCAUGAACUCUUCCCUCCACUCUCAGCUGAACUGGGCCACAUCUACAGCAGGAAGCUCUCCAGAGCACUACAGACACAACUUCAGUUUCAAAUAUUUUCACUUUUACCUAACAACCACUAUCCAGAUAAUGAAGCAAUGGCAGAGCAGCAAGGACAGCAUGGGAAAACAAAAGUGCUACCAGGUGCACAGGGGUGUAAAAGACUUAUAUAUUGAGGCCACGGUAGGCAGCAGGGUGCGAUUUGGUCGUUUCACUUCCACCUCCCGCCUCUGGAAUGAAGCCCAGAAGUUUGGGAAUGAAACUUUGUUCACAGUGAUCACUUGCCUGGGAGCAGCUGUGCAAGCCUUUUCUUACUACACGUGGGAGAAGGAAGUCCUCAUUCCCCCUUACGAGAUAUUCCUUGUCAAAAGCUUCUUUCGGACACAGCACGGUAACCGGCUGCAUCUGCAUUCUGUGGGGAACUACAGCAAGUACCACUGCCAGCUCGUGGAAGCUUCAAGAAGCAAGAACAGUGGUUCUACUGCCUUCGCCUCUGCUGUUCUUCCUAGCAUCGUUGGAGUUUUCUUGUGCUUGGUCCGCAAUGACUGAUUCUCUGGCUGCAUCCCGAUGUAUACACUUGAACAGUGGGCAAGAAGAAUUCACAGGAAAUCAGCCUCUGGAGUUCCUGUUGUUACACAAGGUUCAACCCUCCCUUUGCUUUCAGCUGCAGCUCUCCAGCUGAGACUGGAACAUUCAGCCUGGUUCAUCAAAACAGACAUUCCCUGGACCCAUUCAGGUAGAAGGGCAGUUAUCCAUGCCCUUUGUGAAGAGUAGGGCAGUGACACCCUUCACUGCAGGUAGCUUUUCCCUUAGGCAUUCAGAAAGACACACAUGGACUUUGGACUCUUUACAGAUCUCUUAGUACCUUUAUUUUUAGUGAGAAAGAGUCCAUCUGUGGGAUGCAAAAGGCACCAUGGUGGUAAAGUUGAGUGGGUAACUGUGCAGCUUUGCAUAUCUGCUUUGAGUGCAGGGUCCCAGGGAACAGUAGAGUCUGUGGCUGCUGCUAGUGGUCUUCCCCUGCUGCGUGACUCCAUCCACCAAAGCCAUAGCUCUCAUCUCAAGCUGACUGCCUGCAUCCCACAAAUGGGGGACAGAAGCAUAAAGCUGCCUUGAGACAUGAACUUAGCAGCAGAGGAUCAUGAGACUUGUCAGGCUUGUCUUCAGCUCUCAUGUUGGACUCGAGCAUUUCUUCUGAAAACUUCAGGCAGAUCCUGUGUUCGUAACAGUCCUUUAGUGGCUGAUGAAUACAUGCUGGUCAUCUCACACUGAAGUGAAGGAAAGUCUGUGGAGCCCAUUGCUGUCUUCGUGGGUGUUGAAUGUGACUGAAAUUAAUUUACUUGCCUUUCUACUUCACCGGUCUGCAAUGUCUAAUGCUGAAGGUUGAAUCAACAUUGCAAAUUGGAACUGGAACUUCUGAUUUAUCUAUAGACUCCUCUCUUCUGUGUGUUCAUUACCAUUUCUGGAGCCUUAGACACCCAAGCCAGAACAGGUUUGAAGUUCUCCCAUCUCCAAAAAAUAACGGUAUGUAAAUUAUAAGAAACAUUUUCUGCCUGUAAUUCCCCUUUCUAUCAUGCUUUGUUUGCUUCUUCACCCCUGGUCCCUUACCCCCUCACGCUAGCCCUGGGUGUCAGAGAGGUUUUCUCACUGGUCCAAAGAGACUAGUCAUGGUGAUUUAACUUUGCAGUGGAGUCAUCAAAUAAUUGAACUGAAAGUCACUGACACAUUUCACAAAUCACCCCAGCUUUCAGUCAUUGCUGAUUCUGGCAGGGAGCUGGAGUUUGGCAUUCACCAUAGCCUGUCCAAAACAGUAAGCAACAAGUUAGCUAUCCAAAUGAGAUCUUAACAGGAGAGAACUGCACAAGCUGCCCAUCAGCUGGUUAGUCAAAAGUAAGGACAGCCAAAAGCACCGUGUGAACUGCUCGACUCUCAGAGCAGCUCCAUAUAAGCUUGGUGCUGCCAUUCUGUUGAAAUCCUGUGGCAAGGAAUGAGAACUUAGGCACACGAGAACUAUUAGCAUUAGAAAUGUAGGCACUUAAGGAAUUUGGAUGUCUUCAGGCUUUAGCAGAUUAAAUGAAGGAGACUGAGGCUCAGCAUCUUGUGUAUCAGAUUUAGGUGUCUGUAAUGGCAGAGGACAUCAUCUAAUCAUCUAAAACCUAGUAAUAUGUCCUGUGAAACUGAAAUACUGUCCCUGAAAUCCUAAAACAUGCUUGCCCAGGAAGCUAAACCAGAUUUAAUACAGAACUAUUUUACUAUUAGCUUGUUUUCUAUCUAUAUUUCAUGUUACUUUCUUGUUGCUGUUGGUUUAUCAGUGAUUUCAAACAAUAAGUUGUCAGAAUUUGAUUUUGACCCUUAAAUGCUCAAAGAUACUAAGCCCAGAUUUCAAAAAAGAAUGAAAAUAUUAGAAGCAGCUGCUGCGGAUACCCCUUGUAUGUGUGUUCAAAUGUUCUUAAACUCCCAUGUCAGAAUUACAGGCAUUAAGAUGGAUUUCUGGCACAUCAGCACAUUUAUGCCUCUCAAUGCUUAUUUGUUAUUGCUGGGAUGCAGGCUUCAACUGCUUUAACAAAGGUUUGGAAUCCUUCACAAGGUGGCUUCAGUAUCCUGAAAGCCUCCUCUAAGUAGUCAGCUGCUAUUUUCAGGCUUCUCUUUAUGGAUCUGUGUCCUCGAAGGACAGCCUGUAGGAAAAUAACGAAUGAUGAUGAGGAGGGUAGAGAGCGAAGCCUGAGCUGUUGUGAUGUUCCACUUGAGGAGGAGCUGCCUUCUGUGGUACUCGGUGUCUCAUUUUGUUGCAGCAUCUUCACAAUAUCAGCAUAGUCCAUGAGAAGUUCUGAUACAUGGAGGGAUAAGGCAGGUGAACUCAAUAACUGAUGAAUAGCAGACUCUACUGUGUCAGGGAAAUUAUCAUGUUUCAACAUCACUGCAACGAGUACACCCAUGAUGCUUUCUACAACCCCCUUGUAAUUAUCAUAAAGUUCCUUUACUGCAGCGAUCUUGUCCUGCAAUGAGGUGAUGGGACCAGCAAUCUUAGCAUACAAACUGUGGCUGAUGCUUUCCUGCACAUCUUUGUCAUUUGUUUCCACAGUGGCUUGCAUUUCUUUCAAAGCGUUGACCAGGAGCUGCAGAUUCUCUUUAAUGCUGAAGUUUUCUUUUACUGACAUGAUGGGGAAGCUGGUGCCAAGAUGCUCAUUAAGGAGUCGGAAUAUCGUGUUGGUUGAAGAGACAUAGAUGUACACCAAGUCAUACAGAUUCUGGCAGGCCCUGACCAGCCUUUCUUUAUCACUCUUAAAACCGAGGCGGGCUAACAUUUCUGGAGUGGUGUGUGACUCUGAAAAGCAAACAGAGGAAAUCCAGAAGACACAGAGGAAUAAAACUGGAUAUAUUUUCAGCUAGAAUGUUACAUUUCUGAAACCAAUAUUACACAUUAUCAACCCAACUUCACCCGUCCUCCCCAAGACAUUACAGUUAGAAGAAAACACAGAAAAAGCUCUUUGUCAGCCUUUUCAGGGGUCUUACCAAGCAGGCCAGCAAAAUAUGGUGUAAACAGCUGCAAGUAUCGUUGCCUCUUAUGGCUGCAGGAAGUAUGACUCUGACCUUCAGCAUGCAGUCUGAAAAGCAAUGGAAGUGCUGCAAGUGAAUUAUUCUUGCCUUUUGGUGAUUAUUGGUAAAUUUAUGGGAGUCCUAGCAAACAAUUUACUUUACAUCAUCCUUAGAACUAUAUUCUUUCAGUUUGUAUAUAGCCGUGGGUCUACACAGAAUUAAACUCACAUUCUGGGGAGAGGGAAUAGACACAGCAGAGUCAAAUGCAUCAGACAUAUACCUUCAAGAGGCAAAUCAAUUGAAGGCUGAGUGAUGCAAUGCUUUGUCAGGCUACAGUUUCCUGUGAAGUGACCCAUUAUCUGUCAGUUCAUACAGGGCCUAGAUGUUGUAAGCAUCCCUUGAGAGGUGGAAGCACAAAACAUUCUCCAUGCUUGGACUCCCAUCUUGCUACCAUUUUGACUAUCAAGGAAGUUAUGUCCUGCUUGCACCUAAGAGUUCUCCCAAGGCCAACUGCAAGCACAGUCCUGGGACAGCACGCAGCUCAGGGACUGCUCCUGAUUUUGUCUUUGCUUGUGCCAGAGCCCUGGAAAGCCAGACUGGUUGCAGCAGACGUGUUUCAUCAGCUAUUACUGUGGUUAGAUGUGCAGUUAGAUGCAUCCAAGCAGUUGCAGCUUCCCAUCCCACUGCAUAUUUUUUAAGACUUUUCUCUCACUGCUCAGCUCAACCCUCUGCUUCUUCCUCCUUCCCCUUCCUGUGGCAAAAGUGUUCUGAAAUUGUGUGAAAUGGCAAAAUUGAUUUUUCCCUCCAUUGCUGUUCAGCCAGAGUUGGCUCUGGGGCUCCACACCACUUCUUCCACUCUCACGGCAUCAGAGGAGAGGACCUGGGAAACUGCAGCAAAGAAGAGUGACAGGCACUCCAGAUUAAGUCCUUCCCCCAAACUUAAUAGGUCUGAAACAAUAGCUAUUAAUCUUCCCUAAAGACCUGCAGUAAAGCAGAGACAAAACUGCUUGCUUAUUGUUUAAAUUAUUUUCUGUCAUGUUCCAAAUGAUAGAGCAGGGACUCUAGGAGAGAGGAAUUCGCAUCCACUGUAAACCAUGAGGACCUGAAAGCAGUUUCCAGGCUACAGAAUGUGACACAGAGGCAGCUGCCAGCCCGAUGAGUUCAAUUCUGUUCAAUAUCAGAAGUAGUAUUUCAGGACUACAUGGCAUUCUCAGUUAAUAACAGGAGUCACAACUAACUGACCAUUGCAGAAAUUUAAUAGUUAAAUCAUUAGUGUUCUCUCUCAGCUUAUCUUCUCAUGCCUACAGCUCUGAAAACAAGGGGAGCCUGGUACUUUGGCUCUGGGUUGAACAGAAUAGCUCAGCUUUCAGGGGAAAACAAACUGGCAGUGGCAGAGUACUCGUUUUAUGCUUCAUCUUUUACUUUCAUCUGAGAACUUGACCAUUCUCUACUGUGGAGGCACCACUCAUGACCACAGCCUAGUGGGCAGCAGGUCCAUCUUUCUAAGGAUCAGAGCAUGGAAGAUGUCUAGCUUGGAUGAAAGCAGAAGUACAGGCUUGUUUUGCUGGGACAGACAAAUCCUGUUUUCACCGUCUGUGGUAUCUAUUUUUCUAUUUGUGUGGGACUGUUCAACUUUUCUUCCAUAACUCAUAGGUACACAAAACCAGUCAUGGCAACAAUCCAUUAUUUCAAGAAACAGCUACAAGCAUUGGCGUUUAUUGUUUAUACUUAUAAACAAUAGAAAUUUAAAAAGCCCAGUACAAAAACUAAUCCUGUAUCUGUAUGAACGAAAAGCACUGUCCUACAUGUUUUAUGUUCUGAGAACAGCAAGUAACACCAUCCCCUUUCAGCCACGGCUGUAGGUACCUGUAAUGGUACCUUUGUCAUAGGCAGAGGGGUUCAUGCUGUAGCUAUUGUCUCCAGGAACAGAAGACCUUUGGAGGAUCUAACAAUUGGGAACUAGCAUGCAAUAAACUGAAACGUGUUAAAAUUAGAAGGAAGGGGAAAGCAGGGAGAAAACUAAAUGAAUCUGAGUAAACAUCACACAAUAGAAUUAAUGACAAGCAGGCAGGCAACAGGACCCAGCUAAAGCCCAGGCUCUGGAUCCCUAACUCAUCACAUGCUGCUGGAAACCACCAGAGGAACACAGGGGAAAGAGGAUGAAGUCACUGUCCCGUACACAUUCAACUGACUGCAGGAGCACUCAGACAAAAUCAG